Messenger RNA from Oncorhynchus kisutch (coho salmon), 7810 nucleotides. Its product is annotated as monocarboxylate transporter 2-like. Gene Ontology annotation, biological process: plasma membrane lactate transport. The coding region runs from base 277 to 1722 and encodes 481 amino acids. Lineage: Eukaryota; Metazoa; Chordata; Actinopteri; Salmoniformes; Salmonidae. Gene Ontology annotation, cellular component: basolateral plasma membrane. The record is from RefSeq and is a predicted model, not a curated record. The transcript is spliced from 5 exons. Gene Ontology annotation, molecular function: lactate transmembrane transporter activity.
GGCUGGUUUUACUUGAUGCUCUUGCCGGUCUCUUGUCUCCAGCGCUAUGCUCGCUAUGCUACCCGUGGUCCAGAAUAACAGCAGGUUGGGCCGCCUUCUUUCAACGCUCUACGUCACAUUCAGCUUCCUAGUAAGCGAAUUCAAAUAGAAUACAGCCCCAUCUUCCCGCAACACUGACAAGGUCAGCGACCAAGGACCACAUACCACAUUUGGGGAUAGACCGCGCCUAUAUUCGCAAAAGUAAACAGUGAGCACUGAGAGCCAGCUGGGUCAGAGAUGCCACCCCCUGCCGCAGGCCCCCCAGCAGUGACCCCUCCGGACGGGGGCUGGGGCUGGGCCGUGGUCCUGGGAUCCUUCAUCUCCAUCGGCUUCUCCUACGCCUUCCCCAAGGCCAUCACCGUCUACUUCAAGGACAUACAGAAGAUCUUUGAUUGCUCCUACAGCCAGAUAGCAUGGAUCUCCUCCAUCAUGCUGGCCGUCAUGUACGCAGGCGGUCCCAUAAGCAGUGUACUGGUAAACACAUAUGGCUGCAGACCUGUCAUGAUCAUGGGGGGAGUACUGUCUUCUAUCGGGUUGAUAUCCGCUUCCUUCUGCAACAGCGUGGUGGAGCUUUAUGUUUGCAUCGGUCUUAUAGGAGGCCUGGGCCUAGCCUUUAACCUUCAGCCAGCCCUGACUAUGAUUGGCAAGUACUUCUAUAAGAAGCGUCCCAUCGCUAACGGAAUAGCCAUGGCCGGUAGCCCCGUGUUCCUGAGCAGCCUAGCCCCUUUCAACCAGUACCUGUUCAACUCCUUCGGCUGGAGGGGCAGCUUCCUCAUCCUGGGAGGCAUACUGCUCAAUUGCUGUGUGGCUGGCGCCCUGAUGAGGCCCCUGGGGCCACCGCUGGGCAAAAUCAAGAAGGAUGAGGAGUUGGUCGUUGCCAAAACCGCCACCAAGAAGAAGGAGACGACCACUUGUUUGGGGACUGUCAACAAGUUCAUUGACCUGUCGCUUUUCAAGCACCGCGGUUUCCUCAUCUAUCUGUCGGGCAACGUCAUCAUGUUCUUGGGCUUUUUCUCGCCAAUCGUCUUCCUGACGGCCUAUGCCAAGGACAUAGGCGUGGACGAGUACUCGGCCGCCUUCCUGCUCUCCAUCCUGGCCUUCGUGGACAUGUUUGCCCGGCCCUCCAUGGGGCUCCUGGCCAACUCCAAGUGGAUCCGGCCCAGAAUCCAGUACUUCUUCAGCUUCGCCGUGCUCUACAACGGGGUGUGCCACAUCCUCUGCCCCCUGGUGGAGAGCUACACAGGCCUGGUGGUGUACGCCGUGUUCUUUGGCUUUGCGUUCGGCAUGGUCAGCUCGGUGCUGUUUGAGACCCUGAUGGACCUGGUGGGGGCUCAGAGGUUCUCCAGCGCCGUGGGGCUCACCACCAUUGUGGAGUGCUGCCCUGUCCUCAUUGGUCCACCCCUGGCAGGUAAACUGGUGGACAUCACCAAAAACUACAAGUACAUGUAUUUCUGCUGUGGGGCUGUGGUGAUCAUGGCCAGUAUUUGGCUGUUCAUCGGCAACUUCAUCAACUACAGACUCCUGGCCAAGGAGCGCAAGCAGGAGGAGAUGUACAAACGGACUGAAACCGAGGACCCUGACCGGGACCAGGACCAAAAGGAGACAGACGGGGAUGCCCAGGCCUUGGAGGACAUGGUAGACCCCAAAGAUGAGGACGCCAUGCAGAGGGAGACCAACAUCUAGAGCCCCUCCCUACUGCCAACCACACCCCCCUCCAACACCACCCUCACGUCCCCCUCUGCCACUAUCAAACUGCAGACUGAGCUCAAGUGGGGUGCCUCCUGGUCUUUCACUCUCCAGGGUACUGCUCGGGGGCCUCCCCGCAGGGGCCCCUUUGUUUCAGAGACACUGAAACUGCCAAAGUAACAACGACAACCAUGUCGUGGGAUACUGCAAGGCGUAUUGCUGGAGGAAGGGGUGACUGCCCUGACUACUACUCAGACAUCAGACUAGCCGGAGAUAAUGGUGUAAGAUACUGAACGCAUGUUAGAGGAGGCCACAAGGCUUGGAAUAUGAGAAAGAAGCUUUUGUCGCGUAUCUAGGAAUCUGUGCGACCUGUUGACAGAAAUCUAGUACUGCUCAUGUAUUUAGUCUGUGACACUAAACCUACCACACCAGCAACCCAAUUCAACUGUUCUGAUUGAAAUCAAUACAGAUUAAUAUCCCAGCUUCCUAUGCUGGGAGCUGACAUGCGAGGACACAUAAUGUCUGUUAUUACCAGGGUUAUGGCGAGAGACAGAUAUCGUUGCAACACAGGAACAGAGAUGAGUUCAUGGUUUGGUGGCUCCAGUGACCAUGUAUUAUACUGUCCUUUAGCACACGGUGUCCGUUGUGUUCGUUAGCUAAACCUGCACAACUGCCAAGCUUCUAAUCUAACAAUAACACACCCGCUGUUUUAUUCACUAUUGCAUAUUGCACAUGGAGUCCGUAUACGCUGCACUACUUCUAAACUGGCCAUGUUUAGGCCUCAUCCAAAACAACAAUGAAACAAAUGCAAUUUAAUCAUAUUUAAUGAGGUUGAAUGUAAAUUAGUUUUAUUGGCUGUAUUUUCAAUGGCCUUAUUAAGAAUACUUGAUAUUCACAAUCAAAAUCAUCUAGAAAUGUGCAUAUUGCUGGUUUAUACCAAAUAAAGAAUCCAUGAGCAAUAUAACCUAUUCCUAGCCAUUGUUUUGAUGUACGUAUAAACAGGGAUAUUCAUUUGUGUAGUCAAUGGUCAUUUCUGGGAGUAGCUGUUUAACUUUCCCCAAUGAUACAUUGCCUUAUGUAAAGAAUGCAUCUAAGUUGUGUCAUAUAUACAGUACCAGUCAAAAGCUACUCAUUCAAGUGUUUUUCUUUAUUUUUACUAUUUUCUACAUUGUAGAAUAAGAGUGAAGACAUCAAAACGAUGAAAUAACACAUAUGGAAUAAUGUAGUAACCAAAAGAAGGUUAAGCAAAUCAAAAAAAUAUAUAUUUGAGAUUCUUCAAAGUAGCCACCCUUUGCCUUAAUGACAGGUUUGCACACUCUUGGCAUUCCCUCAACCAGCUUCACCUGGAAUGCUUUUCAAACAGUCUUGAAGGAGUUCCCACAUAUGCUGACCACUUAUUGGCUGCUUUUCCUUCACUCUACUGUCCGACUCAUCCCAAACCAUCUCAAUUGGGUUGAGGUCAGGUGAUUGUGGAGGCCAGGUCAUCUAAUGCAGAUGACCUCUCCUUCUUGGUCAAAUAAAAGGACAAUAAUAAUUGUCCUUUUGAAAAACAAAUGAUUCCCACUAAGUGCAAACUAGAUGGGUUGGAGUAUCGCUGCAGAAUUCUGUGGUAGCCAUGCUGGUUAAGUGUGCCUUGAACUCUAAAUAAAUAAUUGACAGUGUCACCAGCAAAGCCUACUCUGCAUCUCACAAAGACACUGUGGUUGGAAAGAAAACAUCUCAAAAUUGGAAUCAUCAGACCAAAGUACAGAUUUCAACUGGUCUGAUGUCCAUUGCUUGUGUUUCUUGGCCCAAGCAAGUCUCUUCUUAUUAUUGGUGUCCUUUAGUAGUGGUUUCUUUGCAGCAUUUCGGCCUGAUUCAUGCAGUCUCCUCUGAACAGUUAAUGUUGAGAUGGGUCUGUUACUUGAACUCUGUGAAGCAUUUAUUUGGGAUGCAAUUUCUGAGGCUGGUAACUCCAAUCAACUUAUCCUCUGCAGCAGAGGUAACUCUGCGUCUUCCUUUCCUGGGGCGGUCCUCAUGAGAGACAGUUUCAUCAUAGCGCUUGAUGGUUUUUGCGACUGCACUUGAAGAAACGUUCAAAGUUCUUGAAAUUUUCUGAAUUGACUGACCUUCAUGAUUUAAAAUAAUGAUGGAUUGUCGUUUCUCUUUUCCUCUUUCAGCUGUUCUUGCCAUAAUAUGGACUCAGCCUUUUACCAAAUAGGGAUAUCUUCUGUAUACCACCCCUACCUUGUGACAACACAACUGAUUGGCUUAAAAGCAUUAAGAAGGAAAUAAAUUCCACAAAUUAACUUUUAACAAGGCGCACCUGUUAAUUUAAAUGCAUUCCAGUUGACUACCUCAUGAAGCUGGUUGAGAGAAUGCCAAGCUGUCAUUAAGUCAAAGGGUGGCUACUUUGAAGAACCUCAAAUAUAAAGUAUAUUUAGAUUUGUUUAACACUUUUUUGGUGUGUUAUUUCAUAAUUUUGAUGUUUUCACUAUUAUUCUACAAUGUAGGAAAUAUUAAAAAUAUAGAGAAACCCUAUAAUGAGUAGGUGUGUCCAAACUUUUGACUGGUACUGUGUAAUAUAUAUAUAUUAGAAAGUAUUUAUUGAAGUGUUAUAGAAAUUACCAAAUUAACAUGCCUAUUGUGAAACGGUUAAACAGCUUCUUAUGUGACCUUAAUUUUCAAGUACAGUAUUUCUUCCUUUCAACUCUAACUCUCUUAAAUGACUUUUGUGGGAAGUUGUAGUAAGCUUAAUGUUUGCUUGAAGAAUUUUGUCAGCAAUUUCUAUUAACAUAAUAAUGAAGAUCGUUUAACCAACUGUGUACAGUACCAUAUGUACUCAAUUCAAAGUAUAGCUUCACUUAAUUAAUAAUAUCAUUGCACCACAAACGUUAUACAUAUUAAUAUGAUUUAAUAUAUGUUUAAUAAUAAUUUGUACAAAUAAUAUGCAAAUAAUGACCUAAAUUAACAAUAAUUAACUAAAUGAUGUUAUAUGCUAUAUAUUUUAAUGUGCAAUAUACCAUAACAUUGUUUGACAUUGAUUCUAAAUCCUCCGUUGGCUGGAUGCCAUCCACAGAGGUGAUUAUUCAUAUUUUUUUUAGAAUUCUUAACAUCCAUCACUUCUUGUGUUCUGGUCAAAUAGCUCAACACAGCUUGAAACAGACUUAUGCACCUGUUAGAUUGCGGUAGUUUGCUUACCGUCCCAAUUUGUGUGUAGCCUACCAGCAUUUUAUAUUUAGAUUUUUUUUUAUAGAUAUAUCAUUAUGAUUCUGUGAUUUCUGGUAGUUUUUAGAUUGACUGUGGGCUGUAUUACAUUGGCAAGUGUCUACUUUUUGCUUGCAGCUGCAGGGUGUCGAUUCCCAGUCAUUUACAACAGGGGUCAGUAUGCAGUAGUUCUUAAAGGAUGAAUGUACUGUACAAUCACUUUUAUAUAUCAAAUAGCACUGCCCCCUACUGGUUUCAAAAGACCUAGACCAAAUGUUACAAUCUGAGCUGCCCUCAAAUCGCAAAACGACACAUUGUUCUCAGUGGCUGCUCUUGUGUGAUGUCAAAAGAUAAGAAAUUCCUAGAUGAAAUAAGUUAAAAAAAAAUAAAAGUUCUCUUUAGUUUGUUUCGAUCUUCUGUAUUUUAAGUUUGAAGUUUAAAAAAAAGUUUUUUUUAUGGCCAUUGAAUAUAUUUUCUUUGUACUUUUAUUUCCCUUCUAUAGCUUCAACAGGUGUGUAUAUACUAGUAUUUCACAGGGUGUACAUUAACGGUAGAUUGACUUAAUAAACACACUGCAUUCAUGUGCUGCUGUGGCAAAGCCAUUUGUAGGCAAUUAUGUUUGUUCUGGAGCAAAAUCAUGUUCAUUUCCAUUUUCAAUGGAGUAUGUGUAUGAUUUGAGUUUGUGUUUUGUAUAAUCAUUAGGCAUUAUUUCUAAAAUAAUAAAAUCAUAGUGUUGCUUUUCCCUUUAGUUACCAUAUCAAUUGCUUAUUUCAUUCCAUAGACAAUGUGGAUGAGCAAAACGCCAAAAUGUGUUGUGCUGUUUUUUGGAAUGAUUUAACUCUUCAGUAUUCAACAGUUUCUUUCCUUUUCUUAUAAGUUAUAUUCUGUUUUUAUUGUGAAGGAAACAUAAUCAAACAAGGUUGUAACACUGACUUAUAUAGUCCAUUCUUUAUUCCAAUGCAACGCAGUAUAACGAUCAGGCUUUAACUUUGAUUUGUGCCACAAUUAAGUAUAAUAUUAUAUCAAAUUAAAAUUAUACUUCACUCUUUAUAUACAAUUAAUCUACAGUAUUCAGAUUGUUCUGUACAUAGUAAUGUGAAGGCAAUGUGAUGUGUUUUUAAAUGUGUCAUGCUGAAAUUAUUUGCAUAUUAUUUAAGGACCAAAAGGAAAUUGUUUAAAUUUGGGUCAAUCGAAUAACAAUUAUGCACCAUUAGCCUUAUCAAAUACACUUGGCUCCUAUGUAUGAAGGAUUCUGUAUUAUAAUGUUGUAUUUUGGGCAUGUUUGGUAUGUCUGUGGGGUUAUCAUAAUACCAACACUUUUUGAUUUAUAAAUCUAUAUUUUUUUCUGUAAAGGUUAAUCUGAACAAAAAUGCUAAGCCAAAAUAGGUAUGUAUGGAAUCAGAUGGUCAAACAGCAUCUAAAACAUCACAAGGAAUUUCAAAGAAUGUCUAUACUUUUUCUUUUUGUUAAUGCGUUUUCUGUUUUUAUCUCUUAUACACACACGUUUAUUAUCCUAUUGUAGCUAAUGAAAAUGUUUCCUACUAGGAUAAGGCUGUAACUCUAGUAAUGAUGCAUUUAAAGAUGGAGUUCUCUUGAUUUGCUGACUGUGGACAUAAUGUAAUUGAUUCGGGUUGUGUCAUAGCGUAAUGGAAAUUGUUUUUGGAAGAAAAACAAUCCUCUUCUGAUUAAUUCACAGCUAGACUGUAUCUCAAUUAUGACUCCUACAAGACUUGUGACAAAACACUUUAAUUGUCAUUCUUCUUUAAUCAGAAGGGCUGAAAAGCACUUAGAAGCUUAACCGUGCAAUGGACAGUGUUGGUGUGGCAAGGAAAACACUCUAUAAGUAUGAAAAUACAUAUUUAGCCGCAAUACAUUUUUAUUUCACACAUCUGUUUUCACAGAUGGAUCUGGAUAUCAACAUGGGGAUUAAAAACUUAAAGGAACCACAGAUGAUUUGCAGUUGCAGAAAUGUCUUGCUGUACUAGGAGGCUAAAGCUGUCAUUCAUUUCACACUAUUUAAAAGGUAUUGUCAGUAAAUGUUUAAGUUAACAAGAUACUGUGCCUUAUUAGACCCUGCUGAAUAUUGUGUUUAAAUAUUAUCCAUUCAUAAGCAAGUAAGGGUUUGCCUAUAAACAACCUUGUUUAAUUGGUGUUGACAUUGCAUUUUGUGAGAGAGUCAACUGUGACAGUAUUUUGGGGGGAAUUUGUGUAAUUUUUUUCUCAGUUUGCUCCUUGAUGUUUACAAAUCCUAUUCCAUCAUCUGAUCUCGUGUGAGUAAUUCAUUUGGACAUCUGAAUGUGACAUUUAUUUUUCCUUUUCAGUCUUCCACAGUUGUUAUAUUCAGCACAUUUUGAGAACAUACCCUUGGAUUGAUGUGGGGAGGGAACCCAGCCACAGUGACAAACAAAAAUCCUAACCUUUCAGUACCUGUAUGUCUGCCUUACAUCAGAACACACAGAAGUCAAUGGGCAUAACACCUUGGCGAUAACGACUCUUAAACGUGAAUCUAAAAAGGUCAUGUUUUCAACUACGUUGGUUGUAUGUAUAACAACACACACGUUACCAUACUAGUCUAAGGAUGCAAACGCGCAGGAAGGUUUAAUGCACCGAUUCUGAGGGAAUGAUAUGAUAUAUGAUAUGGUUUUGUGUGCCCACUUCAACGUUCUCAUUUAAUGAGUAGAAACAUGAGCUCCAGUCAGUAGCUGAGUCCCAGUGUUGUAAUAGAAUAGACAAUCAUACUAUAUGUCAGAUUGUGUCAGUAAUUCCACUAACUCUGCAAUUGUCAUUUUGAAAGCAAGUAUAAGUGUCACACGGGUACGCAGACGACCAAUUACAUUUUUGUAAUUGCAAUAUAAAGAAGUUGCAUCGCGAUAGUCCAAUAAAAGAUCAUGCGAACACA